AUGAAAUCUACAUUUAAAUCGGAGUAUCCCUUCGAGAAGAGGAAGGCAGAGUCGGAGAGGAUUUCACAGAAGUUCUCAAAUAGAAUACCAGUGAUUUGUGAGAAAGCAGAGAAGUCAGAUAUCCCUGAGAUCGACAAGCGGAAGUAUCUGGUACCAGCGGAUUUGACUGUUGGGCAAUUUGUUUAUGUGAUCCGUAAGAGAAUCAUGUUGCCACCAGAAAAGGCGAUCUUCAUCUUUGUGAAUGAUACUUUGCCUCCAACGGCGGCGCUUAUGAGUGCUAUUUACCAGGAGCAUAGGGAUAGAGACGGGUUUCUUUAUGUGACUUACUCCGGGGAGAACACAUUUGGAUCGUUGUGA
Torulaspora globosa is the source of this 357-nucleotide messenger RNA. It is a transcript of the gene ATG8, whose product is annotated as ubiquitin-like protein ATG8. The record is from RefSeq and is a predicted model, not a curated record. The coding region runs from base 1 to 357 and encodes 118 amino acids. Gene Ontology annotation, biological process: cellular response to nitrogen starvation; macroautophagy. Gene Ontology annotation, cellular component: fungal-type vacuole membrane; autophagosome; cytosol. Lineage: Eukaryota; Fungi; Ascomycota; Saccharomycetes; Saccharomycetales; Saccharomycetaceae. Gene Ontology annotation, molecular function: phosphatidylethanolamine binding. The transcript has a single exon.